Molecule: messenger RNA, 366 nt
Organism: Bipolaris zeicola 26-R-13
Lineage: Eukaryota; Fungi; Ascomycota; Dothideomycetes; Pleosporales; Pleosporaceae
Exons: 1
Source: RefSeq, a predicted model, not a curated record
AUGGAUCCACUCAGCAUCACAGCCAGCAUAAUUGCAGUGCUCCAGCUCUCCGCGAAGGUCCUUGGAUACCUCAAUGACGUUAGGGAUGCGCCCAAAGAUCGGGCCAAGUGCGCGAUUGAGGCCUCGAGCGUGCACAAUCUCCUUACUAGUCUGAGGUUCCUCCUUGAGGAGGAAAACGCUAAUGUGCCGUGGUACAAGGCUGUCUGUGACCUUGGAGUUCAGAAUGGACCGCUCGACCAGUUUAGGCAAGCGCUGGAAACCCUGCAGAGUAAGAUAACAGACGGGGGUCGAUUGAAGAAGGUCGUCGAAGCGCUAGUAUGGAAGUUCAAGAGGGAGGAGAUUGCUAGCAUACUAGAUCAAAUAGAG